Molecule: messenger RNA, 7296 nt
Organism: Drosophila serrata
Lineage: Eukaryota; Metazoa; Arthropoda; Insecta; Diptera; Drosophilidae
Source: RefSeq, a predicted model, not a curated record
CUGUGAAAAUGUGCGGAGCGUGUCGCCAGUGAAAGCCUUGAUAAUAUUUCCCCCUAUAUAAUUUUUGUAUUUUUUUCGUUUCGCAUUUCGACCGAUUUGUUUACGCGUUCGUCUAUCGUAUAUACUCUGUGCCAAUCAAAGUGAAAUCACCGAAAAGAGCUUUAAUUGUGCGUGGGCCCCAGGCUCAUUCAAUUAUCUAAAAGAUACAAAAGUAACAAAGAUACUUAAGUGCAUCUGCCGAAAAGUGUGUGUGUGUUUUUGUCUGAUACGAACAAAGAAACUUGAGAAAGUUCUCUUUUAUAAAUUCUAUGGGAUUAUCUAAUACGCCAUCGUUUCGUGAGAGAGAAAACUUACGCAUCGAGCAAAACAACAUUUAUAAAUAGCGGGAAAAACUACGAAGAAAUCAAAAUGAAAAGUGCAGCGUAGAAAACAAAAUCGAAGCCGAGGAAAUCCAAACAAAAUGUGCAACCAAUCAAUGGAGUUGAACCCUUAAAAAAAAAAACAACAAAUAUAUAUAUAUAUAUAUCAAAAGAAAAAAAACACUAAAAAUAAAGCGGAGACACUCUCAGAACUUGGCAACAUCGCAGCGUUGGUCCGCAGCAGAUUGGCCAAAAAUAACCAGAAAAACGGCAGCAUCAGUCCGUGCAACUAGAUGUUGUUGCUGCUGCUCGCCUUCAUCAUGCGAUUCGUAGACAUUUCCAAGCGCUGUGCCGCCUGCUCCAGGGCCGGCAUCGAUUGUCCGCACAACGGCAGCGGCAACGGCAACAGCAACACGGCAUGCUGGCAAAAUGUUGCCACUGCUGCAACAACCAGCAACAGCAGCAGCACCAGCAGCGGCUGUGACAGCAACAGCUCCUCCAAGGAGAACUACUAUGUGCCGCAGCAGCAACAUCGCCAGCGCUACAGCAACAUUGGUGUGACGCCGCAGCAACUCGAGCAGAUACGCUUCUAUCAGCGCAUGCAGCAGCAGCAGUUGCAGCUUCUGCAGCAGCAAUUGAUGCAGCGGCGUCGCCUGCAACAGCAGUUGCGGGAACAGGGUGUGCCAUCAGCAACAUCCAAAGCAACUGCAACAACAACAACAUCCGCGGGUCUCACCUGCAAUCAACAGUAUUUGCGGCAACAACGUUUGCUGCAACAACAGCAGCAGCAGCGAUAUGUGGACCAGAACAGCAACAGCAACAAUGACAAUGAUUAUUUGAACAACAACAAUAAUCUUAACAAUUUGAAUAACAAUUUAAACAACAUCAACAACAACAAUUGGAAUCACAACAUUAACCAACAAAACAAUGGAAAUUUUGUCGGUCAAGGACCCAAACUUCGACGUGGCAUGACAGAAUUCUCAACAAACAACGAUCACAGCAAACCGCAUUUCACCGCAUCUCAGCAGAAACCGCUCCAGAACUCACCCAUCCACCAGCAGUCAUUUGCCCUAACCAAUCCCAACUCACAUCCCCAUCUGCUUCAGCGCUUGGCCCAACAGCAACAUCAUCAACAUCAUCACCAUCAUCAUCAGCAGCAAAGACCACAUCAGUUCCAGCAGACCCUGCCCUUUAGCCAGUUACAACACAACAACGGCAACACAACGGCUGGCCACAUUCUAUCCGGAUCGGGAUCGGGUUCGUUGCCACAUACCCCGCUCAGCUACCGGAAUCCCCUGAACAGUCCCAGCAACGGACCGUUCGGCAACACGGCGCAGACGACGGCAACGACGACGAUUGGGAAGCGGUAUCAGCAGCAACAGCUGACCGAUCGCCUGCUGCAGCAGCAACAUCUGCAGCAGUGCCAGCAGCAGCAACUGCAAUCGCUGGGCAGCGAUGCGGAGGAGGACGCCGCCGGCGAGGAACUGAGCGAGGAGAGCCUCAAGCAGAAUGUGGCCAUUGUGCUGAGCAACUUGGAUCGCUACAAUAACGCCUUGCGAAGCAUUAUACUGAAUGAGCAGGUGAGCAGCCUCAUCAGUCCCAGCAGUCAGUCGGGCAGCCUCUUCCUUGGCGAAGAAACGGGCAGCCUGCUCUACUGCGACAACAACAGCAACGAGGAGGAUCUGGUGGGUAAUAGGAAGCUCCAGGGCAACAAUAACUUUGUGCUGGGCAAGAUGGCAGCCACACCGGAAUCGGAUUACAACAGCAAUGCCACCACGCCAGGAGGUCGCAGCAGCAGCGAACAGCAACAGCAGCAGCAACUUGGGGUAGGUGAUGCUAGGAUGCUUUGUGGUGGUGGCGGGAUGCGGGAUACUACUAAUGGCGGUGGCGGUGGCGGUGGCGUCAACAAUCUCAACUGUUCGCUGGCCUCGUCGCACGACUUUACUCACGACAAUUCCGAUUACCAGUGGUUCCUGGACUACGGCUAUCGAGAUGGCUGUGGCGGGAUGCAGCGCAGCGUGCUAAGCUCCCUCUCGGCCUCGUACAAUGCCAUGGGUGAUCUCAUCUACUACGAGGAUCUAGCCAAGAACUUGGACGCCAACCUGGCCGAGGUGGAUAUGGAGAGUUUCCGGGCCGAGGAUAUACAUUCCCUGCUCUCGCAGCUGCCUGCCUACUGCAAGAGCCUGGGUGGAGCCAAUAGUCGUCUGCAGCAGUCGUUGCUCCUCCAGCAGCAGCAGCAACAACAGCAACAGCAGCAGCAUCAGUUGCAGCAGCAACAGUUGUUGCACCACAGCAACAUGAUGCCGCACAACAUGUCCCAGACGUCGACCACCUCCACCAACGAACUGAUCGACAACUCCUUCUGCAAGUCGGAGUUGCUUUUCUCGCCGGUGCGGGAGUCGCACAUCUCGGUGGAUUCGCUGGACAUGGAUGCCUAUCCGGACGAUGGGGAGAUCAUACUCACCUGCAAUAAGGACAACUACACCAUAGCCUUCGAGGGCAGUGUCCUCUACUCAGACGACAGUUUCUACGCGGAACCUAGUGAAAUUGCAGCCAGGAAUAAACAGAACUGCAUUAACUUGCACAGCAAUCUGGAUGACAUUGUGAAGCGCAACAAGGCCCUGGAGGUAUCCAUGUCGCGAUCAGCCCAGGCCUUCCAACCACUCUGCCCCAUGUCGCCCAAAGGACAGGCAGCUAUAGCCGCAGCUGCCAAGCUACAGAGACGCUCGUUAUUCCUUGUUUCGCCCGCCCGCAGGUAUCCCUCCGGGAACAACAACACCGAGACCAUCACGAUCACCCGGCACCUACCACAGUGCACGGUGCGGAAGAGCAACAGCCUACCGAAUCUACAGAGCGAGGAAUCAAUGACCGGCAGUUGCUUGAAGGAGCAGCAGCAGCACCACCAGACGGAGGAGAGUGGCCAGCAGGCAGCUCCCCUGAAUGUUUCCCAAGCGAUUAGCACUUCCACCAUGGAGUCGUGCAAGUCUAGAUCUCGUAACCUGCUGCCCAUGUGCCAGAUGCCCAUUUCCAUUAGUGUGUCCGUUUCGGAGCGACUGCAGCAUCAGGCUGACCAACAACAACAGAUCCUGCCCAACCAGCAGAUCACACCCACAUCCCAGCACCAGCAGUCACAGCAUCAGCAGCAGCACCACUCGCAUCAUCAUCGCCACAAGCACCGCUGCAGUUGCUCCCAGGAGAGCCAAAACUUGCACAUCUCCGGCUCAGCCUCCUCGGGCAAUUCCUCCAAUCCGCCGGCUUUCAAUCUAGUCAAGUUGUUCAUCAAACAGAAGAGCACCAACAGCAGCGGCGGCCAGGAGGAUUUGGCCGUCCAGGCAAGUGCCCACACCUGCAUGGACGUCUCCUCCGGCUGCUGGCCAUCGAGCGAUGCCGCGAGCUCAAGCAGCGGUUCCCUGGAGCAGCGUUUGCGCAAGAAGAGCAUGAACGACUCGGGCAAGGGUUCGGCAGUGAGUCGCCACGACGAGGAGGAGCAUCACUACCCGGAACCGGAGACUCCGCGACGCCAGUUAAGAAGCCGUUCGGAGGCCGUGUUCUAUGACGAUGUGGCCACCUCAAGCUCCACGGGAUCACUCACAGCGACCAACUCACCGGCGCAUCGUCGCCGCAGUAUGCCGCUGAGGAAUCCCCAGCUCUAUCAGCUGGCAGCUCAGGUUUCCACAGGCAGCCAAAUGUCCUCGGAGGCGAGUUCGGAGCAGUUAACUCAGGUGCCAAGGCGCUCGGAUGCGGGAUGCGGGCCGAGCACGCGUCCCCUGUCCUGUGCCUCCAGCUCCGAGAUGAUCACGCGCUCCAUGCAGACCUCCUGCGGAUCUCUGAGCACCACCAGGAGCAGCCUGAGUGAGCGGUAUCGCUGUGUGCCGCCCUCGUUCCUCGAGAAGCUCAACAAUCUGGGUGAGGAGCGGCAGGCGCCCAUUUACGUCAUCUAUCCAAACUAUGCGUUGCCCGAUCUCGGAUUCGUGAAGACCAAUGCCAGCACGGAUGUGAUCUUCUCGCCCUUUAACUACAAGAUGACGCUGGACGGAGCGGCGGGCAGUGCCGGCGGCAGCUCAGGUUCCCUGAAGAAGCAGCAGCGCAGCAGCAGCCAGAGUGCGAGUGAGGAUGAGAUCCUGAAGACGUUGGACUAUAAGCAUGUCUCGGACUGGCAGUCACUGGCCACCUUGCUGCCGACGGAAUAUCGCCGGCGGUUGCAGCACAUUCCAGAGGUGAAGCAUCUGGUGCGGCAGUUGGACUCGGAGCUCUCGCAGCGUCCGCUCUUCUGUAUGUCGCCGCCCAUUCGGCGGAAUCGUUCGCACAUUUGCGACUGCGCCAAGUACUUCCAGAGCCAGACGCAGAUGGACGAGGCCUCCAGUUCGGGAUCCAGUCAGCAGCCCAGUUCCGGCUACCGCGGCUCGUCCACGCUGCUCACCGACUCCGAGUUGGAUACGGAUCCGCUGAAGCAGAUGUAUGUGUAUCAAUACGACCAGCAGCGCAUGGACUCGGGCGUGGAGACGAGUCCGGGCAAUCAGCCGACUCAGACACCGCCGCAGCCCAUGCCCAGAAGUAUUCUGCGCAAGGCACACUCGGCACAGGCUCGCUCUAAGCGCAAUUCCAUGAUUGAGGCACAGCAGACGCAAAAGCUGACCAAGCUGGAGAAGCGACGCAGUCUGCAGGAGCCGCCGCAUAACUAUGCGAUGGGCUCCAACGAUGAGCUGGCCGACGUCUUCGAGGAGGAGGAGCACAGUCCACAGGUGCAGCCGGUGAAGCAGCGGCUAUCCCGCAAGGAUCUCGAUGCCAGAGCUCGUGCCGAGAACUUCCUGGCCUCGCUGCCGCGUUCCGAACUGAAGCAUUACGCAGAGAUUGCGGCCAUCCUGGAGUCUUCCGGCGAACAGGUGACCUACGAUGCUGCCGCUCUCAAAAAGGAGGUUAGCCGGGUGCUUAGCCAGCAGAAGAAGGUGUCCUUUAACGACGAGGGUGCUGCUGCCGGCCUGCAGCCGCAGCAUGCUCAGCGCUUUGCCACGCCACCCAAUUCCCCCAACAUUUCCGUGGCGGCACUGCAGCGACGCGAAACGCUGGACGUGAUGGAGCAGCGCAAGAUCGAGAGCAAUCGCUUUAAGCGUCUGCAGAUCCAGUGGGAGCUGAUGAGCAAGGACUCUAGCAUGCUCAAGGAGCUGGCCAGCGAGGCGGCCACCAAGAGCGGCGGCUCCACGCCCACCUCGGCCAACUCGACGGGCUCCAAUUCGGCGCCCAGGUCGAGGAUACCACGACCAGUGAGCUACCCAGCGGGCAGGAGUACCACGCCCACCUCCACACGAACUAUUCCCGUCAUGAGCACACCCUCGCCGGCUCGUGCCGCUGCCAACACACCCAAGACUGUCACUAAAAGCCACAACAAACCCGCUCUUGUUUCCUCCCCCCGCCCACACAGACUCACCAGUGCCCAGGAAGCAGCCAGUGGAGCCAAGAUCAGCACCCGAUCGCCCAGCAGGAUGGUGCAACCGAAGCGUUAUAGUCUGGCCGGAGCAACUACACCCACAUCUGCCACACCGGCGUCGGGAAGGGCGCGUACCCCAACCAAUCGAGUGGCGGUUACGGCGCCAAAUACGCCCAAGCGUCAAGGUGUUGCCCAAUCGCCCAGACCCACCUCGAGAGUGCGUUGAGCGUCCACACGAGUCCAAGCGUCCAAGCGUCAUCCCAAUUAGUCAACGGCAGACGACAGACGGCGAUUAGCAGCAAAAACCCCGAAAAAAAACCAACAUACAAGAGAACAUAUUCAACAAAACAAACAAUGCAACAUUGUAAAAUUCUAGACUAAGGCUUUGUGUGCGGCUCGAUUGCUUAGUUACUGUUUGGCCCGGAAAGUGAUAUUUAGAUGGGAGAGCAGAGAUCAGCAGGGAUCAGCAGGGAGCGAGAACUGAUAGCGAGAUGUGUGUGCUGGUAUCCUUUUUGAUUGAUUGAUUUCAUUGUCCUCAUUUGCGGUAGAGCAGACAAAGUGCGAGAAGUAGCUAAAUUUUCUCUUUUUUACCAAGUAUAUACAUAAUGAAAUCUAAAACAUAUGCCAAGUACGCGUAAAUUAAAUAACAAAUAUUUUGAUGUACAUAUACACAUACAACACAUAUAUAUAAAUGCGUAGAUGCUUUGCUGCUACCCGAAACCCCACAAGAAACUGAUACAAAAAGUGUAUAAAAUAUUUUCUAUACCCUAUGCUAGAUGGCAUACAGUCAAUACUCGAUCGAGCUAACAUACUACACAGAUUACUUAAAGCAUACCAAGCAGGAAAAGCUAAGCCCAGAUACAAUAAUUGAAGAGCUCAAGAGCGGAUCCAAUCGAUAUUAGGCAAUGUCUAAGCCCCCGGGUGCAUUAGAAUAAAUACUUUUUGUUUUGCUUUUUCCAUGCUCUCUCUCGCUGAUCUGGAAAUGAAUUUUCCACAUACCUAUGGCCUUUGAUGCAUCACAGCAGCAGCAGCAGCAGCAACUGGUGUGUUUACUUUGCAGUCUUUGAUUUUUAAUUUUUGUUCUGUCGCAAGCUCAAGAAAAUCCCCAAAUUGCUUUUUAAGCUGGAACUCUCUUUAUUUCUUAUUUGUAACGAGCUUAUGCUGUUGAGCCCGACAGCUCAAGGUGAUUUCAAAUUGUACGAUAUAUAUAUGUUAACAGCCUACACUUACUUUUAAUCUAACUCCUCCCCUUCAUUUGUAACUAUUUAAUCAGUCUGUAUGACUUAACUUUAAUUGGUUAUCCAACUGCUGGGAGACAUCAUUUAAUUUGUAACUCAUAAGCCUAAGUCAAGCACUCUUUUCUAUCCUUAAUUGUAUAGCUAAACUACACUAUUGUAUUAUCUACGAGCGGAAGAAACACAUAUUAUAGAGUUGCGGGAGAACUUGUAUCACCAAAUGGAUAUGCGGGGAGUAUAUAUAUUAUGUAUUAAACCGAAAACAAAACCCAACAAA